Salvelinus fontinalis (brook trout) is the source of this 11289-nucleotide messenger RNA. Its product is annotated as NACHT, LRR and PYD domains-containing protein 12-like. The record is from RefSeq and is a predicted model, not a curated record. The coding region runs from base 7845 to 10748 and encodes 967 amino acids. The transcript is spliced from 8 exons. NCBI's taxonomy places the organism in Eukaryota, Metazoa, Chordata, Actinopteri, Salmoniformes, Salmonidae. Gene Ontology annotation, molecular function: protein binding.
GAGGGUCUGGGUGGGCGUGGACCCCACUCCACCAUAGUCAUUGCCCGCUUCAGUAACUUCUUUGGAGCGGCGACCCUCGCCGCCGACCUUGGACUGGGAACCCUAAUAAAGGGCCCCACUGGACUGAGGGGCGCUUCUGGACUGAAGUGCAGCUCCUGGCUGACGGACGGCUCUGGCGGCUCCUGGCUGACGGACGGCUCUGGUGGCUCCUGGCUGACGGACGGCUCUGGUGGCUCCUGGCUGACGGACGGCUCUGGCGGCUCCUGGCUGACGGGCGGCUCCUGGCUGACGGACGGCCCUUGCGGCUCCUAGCUGACGAACGGCUCUGGCGGCGCUGGACAGGAGGGAGACUCAGGCGGCGCUGGACAGGAGGGAGACUCAGGCGGCGCUGGACAGGAGGGAGACUCAGGCGGCGCUGGACAGGAGAAAGACUCAGGCGGCGCUGGACAGGAGGAAGACUCUGGCAGCGCUGAGCAGGCGGGAGCACCUGUAGUGAGGAGACGGAGAGACAGCCUGGUGCGGGGGGCUGCCACCGGAGGGCUGGUGCGUGGAGGUGGCACCGGAUAGACCGGACCGUGAAGGCGCACUGGAGGUCUCGAGCACCGAGCCUGCCCAACCCUACCUGGCUGAAUGCUCCCCGUAGCCAGGCCAGUGCGCCAUCCUACAUUACAGAUCGCCCCAUUCAGAACCCAACCCUACCAGGCCCCAGCACCAUCCCUGCUCUGCCAGGCCCCAGCAACAUUCCAGCCCUGCCAGGCCCCAGCACCAACCUGCCGUGCCCUAGCACAAUUCCAGCCCUGCCAGGCCCCAGCUCCAACCUGCCAGGCCCCAGCACCAACCUGCCAGGCCCUAGCACCAUUUCAGCCCUGCCAGACCCCAGCACCAAUCUGCCAGGCCCUAGCACAAUUCCAGCCCUGCCAGGCCCCAGCACCAUUUCAGCCCUGCCAGGCCCCAGCACCAUUCCAGCCCUGCCUAGCACAAGCUCAGACACAGACCUGCCCAGUUCUUAUGCUAGCACCAGCUCACCCUUGCCCAGCAAUGCCACUGCUGACAACGGUGAACUAGCAACUCCAGAGGACAUCCGGCCAUAUCUAAAAGCUGACCCCCGAAAACCAGCUUGCAAAGAAAGAAAACGGCGCAAAACAGCAAUUCUAACUGACACACCAGUGAAGCAGGCACUAGAAAUGGAACAGAAUAAGGCACAAUCUAGCAAAAAGCUAUUUCUUGAAUCAAAUUUAUUUAUAAAGCCCUUCUUACAUCAGCUGAUAUCUCAAAGUGCUGUACAGAAACCCAGCCUAAAACCCCAAACAGCAAGCAAUGCAGGUGUAGAAGCAUGGUGGCUAGGAAAAACUCCCAUGAAAGGCCAGAACCUAGGAUGAAACCUAGAGAGGAACCAGGCUAUGAGGGGUGGCCAGUCCUCUUCUGGCUGUACCGGGGUGGAGAUUAUAACAGAACAUGGCCAAGAUGUUCAAAUGUUCAUAGAUGACCAGCAGUGUCAAAUAAUAAUAACCACAGUGGAUGUCGAGGGUGCAACAGGUCAGCACCUCAGUAAAUGUCAGUUGGCUUUUCAUAGCCGAUCAUUCAGAGUAUCUCUACCGCUCCUGCUGUCUCUAGAGAGUUGAAAACAGCAGGUCUGGGACAGGUAUCCGGUGAACAGGUCAGGGUUCCAUAGCCGCAGGCAGAACAGUUGAAACUGGAGCAGCAGCACGGCCAGGUGGACUGGGAACAGCAAGGAGUCAUCAGGCCAGGUAGUCCUGAGGCAUGGUCCUAGGGCUCAGGUACACCAAGAGAGAGAAAGAAAGAGAGAGAGAAUUAUAGAGAGCAUACUUAAAUUCCCACAGGACACCGGAUAAGACAGGAGAAAUACUCCAGAUAUAACAGACUGACCCUAGCCCCCGACACAUAAACUACUGCAGCAUAAAUACUGUAGGCUGAGACUGGAGGGGUCGGGAGACACUGUGGCCCUAUCCGAUGAUACCCCCAGACAGGGUCAAACAGGCAGGAUAUAACCCCACUCACUUUUCCGAUUCCAACAAUUUCCGUGGAUCUAUGUGUACGCCAGAGAACGUUUGAGUUCAAAGUAAAGUGGUCGUGCCACUUAAUUAAUGUGUGUUCUGCCACCAUUAUUGUUUUGAUUAAAAGGCAUUAUUUGCCGGAUUCUCUCAUCAAUAUUGUUUUUAUUUUAAGUUCUUUAAUGAAGUUGAAUUUAGUUUUGAAUUUGAAAUUAAAAAUCUAUAUUCACAAUUAAUUAGUUAGUGUUCUUAUUUGCUGAUAAUCUAAUGUGACAACUUACCCGACGUAGUGUGACAAUUUACCCGUUGAUGGGUCUACAACUCCGUACUGAAAUAAGAUAUGAAGAUGUAAUGAAUACAAAUAUGUGCCCAAGACUUCCUUCUUUCAUUUGGUAUGACAUUUAUACCAUUGUGAUGUAUGGUGCCCAGUAAAUGUUAGACAGCGUGAAAAGUGUAACAACAUACCUCGCUCUCCCAUACUCACAAGACCAACGGACAUGGGAACAAUAACCGACAAGACAAUGGUGAACAAAGGGCACAAUUAUAUUAUUACUAAUCAGGGGAAAUGGGAACCAGGUGUGCGUAAUGAAACAGUUCAGUGACGCCUAGAGGCCGGUGACGUAGACCUCCGGAACUGGUGCACGGAAUGAGCAACAGUACCUGUCGGAUCCGUGACAAGCAUUAAUUUAUUUCAGUUAUUCCCAAACUGGGGUAGCGCAAUGCCAUCGGGGGUACGCCAAAUAAAAAUGUGAUUCACGUUUACGUUUGGUUAGUGGAUUUCCCAUGAGAAUUUUUUAUUUUUUUUUCACAUUUUCAAACAGUCCAUUUAGAUUUUCCAAUAGGGAAAAAAAUAUUCUCACCUGAGUAGCCUCGUUUCACUGACAAAAAUCAAAUUAAACCAUCCAGUGUUCAGCGAAAUAACAACACAAUGUCAAAUACAGGUAGCCUAAUCAAAUAAUGAACAUCCAAUCACAUUAACUGUUACUCUCUCGCGGGAAUUCCACUAACGGUCCUUAUGUAGUCAAACGUAGCUGCUGCUCAUUCCGUUUGCUCGAAAAUGGAUGAAUGGUUCACCAUCCCGACACCACUUGGGUACACUGCGGCAUCCAGCGGGAGGCUCUUGCUGCCAAGGGAAUGCCUGACAGCUUGAAAGAUGUUUUGGUCACUACAGUGAAAAUGGUUAACUUUGUUAAAACGAGGCCCCUGAACACUCGUGUAUUUUCUGCACAAUGCGAUGAUAUGGGCAGCGACCAUGUAACACUUUUACAAGGGGCAAAGUGUUGACACGUUUUUUUUUUUAUUGAGAGAUGAGCUUAAAGUUUGCAUGAUAACGAGUUUCUCACACGACUGACCUAUCUGGGUGAUGUUUUCUCUCGCCUGAAUGAUCUGAAUCUAGGAUUACAGAGACUCUCCACAACUAUAUUCAAUGUGUAGGACAAAAUUGAGGCUAUCAUUAAGAAGUUGGAGCUCUUCUCUGUCUGCAUUAACAAGGACAACAAACAGGUCUUUCCAUCAUUGUCGGAUUUUUUGUGUGCAAAUGAACUCAAGCUUACGAACAAUGUCAAAUGUGAUAUAGCGAAGCACCUGAGUGAGUUGGGUGCGCAAUUAUGCAGGUACUUUCCCGAAACAGAUGACACAAACAACUGGAUUUGUUAUCCCUUCCAUGCCCUGCCUCCAGUCCACUUACCGAUAUCUGAACAAGAGAGCCUCAUCGAAAUUGCAUCAAGCGGUUCUGUGAAAAUUUAAUUUAAUCAGAAGCCACUGCCAGAUUUCUGGAUUGGGCUGCGCUCAGAGUAUAGUGCCUUGGCAAAUUGCGCUGUUAAGACAUUGAUGCCCUUUGCAACCACGUACCUAUGUGAGAGUGGAUUUUCGGCCCUCACUAGCAUGAAAACUAAAUACAGGCACAGACUGUGUGUGGAAAAUGAUUUAAGACUGAGAGUCUCUCCAAUACAACCCAACAUUGCAGAGUUAUGUGCAUCCUGUCAAGCACACCCUUCUCAUUAACCUGUGGUGAGUUAUUCGCCAUUUUUGAUGAACAAAGAAGGUUUUAUACUAUAUAAGAUGGCUAAAUAAAGAGCAAAAUUCUUGAUUUAUUGUUAUAUUAUUUGUGCCCUGGUCCUAUAAGAACUCUUUGUCACUUCCCACGAGCCAGGUUGUGACAAAAACCCACACUCAUUCUUAUGUUUAAUAAAUGUAUUGUAUACUGUGUGUGUGGCAGGCUUACAAUGAUGGCAUAAAACAACAUUUGAGAAUGCGCUGACCCUGGUGCUAGAGGGGGUAAGCAGCUGGAGGUUGAAUGUUUGAAGGGGUACGGGACUAUAAAAAGUCUGGUGAACCAAUGGUUUAUUCCAUCUGUAAGGUUCUAAGAAUUGAUGGAAUGAAGAUAGUUGAGAACAAAACGUCAGACUUGAAUUCAUUUUAGGAUAUUACCGGCUGGGAAGGAGUUUACUCUUCGACAACUCAAAGGUUCACAACAGUAUUUAAAGUGAUACAGGGGCGUCUCUGCUUCCCUACAUCCUGUGGAAUGCAUAUACAACUGUAAAUGGACAAUGGACCAGCCAAGAUUCAUGUUAAGGAGAUGUUAUUUUAGUACCAAGAGGUUCCUAGCACUGACUUUUAUUGAGAUAACAAACUAGACCAUACCAUAUAUUGUGGGGCGGCAGGUAGCCUAGUGGUUAGAGUGUUGGACUAGUCACCGAAAGGUUGCAAGAUCGAAUCCCUGAGCAGACAAGGUAAAAAUCUGUUGUUCUGCCCCUGAACAAGGCAGUUAACCCACUGUUCCUAGGCCGUCAUUGAAAAUAAAAAUGUGUUCUUAACUGACUUGCCGAGUUAAAUAAAGGUAAAAUAUAUGUAUAGGAAUGGUUUGAAAUGCUCCCAAGGCCUUGUUGGUCAUUUGCAAGAGUCUGUCACGCUGUAUAAUGAUAGGAGACAAGUGAAGGAAUACGUAAUAUUUUUUUUUAUUUCUCCACCCAAACAAAAGAGCGAGGUGUUAACCUCUAAAUAAUACACUGGGCCAUACACCUCCCAGUCAAUGAGGUACUGGAAACGCCCCGCCCGACGCCUCAAAUCCAGGACUUCACGGACUGAGUAUACUGGACCUCCCUCGAUGUCCAGAGGAGGAGGCGGGGCGUCACUGGUUCCAGCCUCAGCGAGGGGACCAGGCACCACUGGCCUGAGGAGAGACACAUGAAAAGUUGGGUUAAUGCGGUAAUCAGCAGGGAGUUGCAAAUGGUACGUUACCUCAUUAACCCUCCUCGGGACUUUAAACGGCCCCACAAACCGCAGGUUCAACUUCCGGCAGGGCAGGUCGGAGGGGCAGGUUCCGGGUGGAGAGCCAGACCCGGUCGCAUGGAGAGAAGAAAGGCGCCUCACUGCGGUGGCGGUCGGCCUGUUCCUUGCGCCGACGCACGGCCCGCUGGAGAUGAGUGCACUGCGUUCCAGGUUUCCUCAGCGUGCUGAAUCCACUCAUCUACCGUAGGGGCCUCGGUCUGGCUCGGUUGCCAAGCUGCAAGGGCCGGCUGGUACCCCAAUAUGCAAUAGAAAGGAGUGAGGUUAGUGGAGGAGUGGCGGAGGGAAUUCUGCGUGUACUCAGCCCAAGGUAGAAAAUCCGCCCACUCCCCCGGCCGGUCCUGACAGUAACACCUCAGGAACCCGCCCACUUCCUGAUUGACCCUCUCCACCUGCCCAUUAACUUGAGGACGGUACCCAGAGGUGAGACUGACCGUGACCCCCAGGCGUUCCAUGAACACUCCAUACGCGUGAGGUAAACUGAGGGCCACGGUCUGACACAAUGUCCUCCGGGAUCCUGUAUUGCCGGAAGAUGUGCUUAAAAUAGGCCUCCUCGGGGCCUCCCGAGUGGCGCAGUAGUCUAAGGCACUGCAUCGCAGUGGUCUAAGGCACUGCAUCGCAGUGCUAGCUGUGCCACUGGAGAUUCUGGGUUCGAGUCCAGGCUCUUUUGCAGCCGGCCGAGACCAGGAGACCCAUGGGGCGGCGCACAAUUGGCCCAGCGUCGUCCGGGUUAGGGUUAGGGUUUGGCCGGCAGGGAUGUCCUUGUCCCAUCAAGCACUAGCAACUCCUGUGGCGGGCCAGGCGCAGUGCAUGCUGACACGGUCACCAGGUGUUUCCACCGACACAUUGGUGUAGCUGGCUUCCGGGUUAAGUGGGCUUUGUGUCAAGAAGCAGUGCGGCUUGGUUGGGUUGUCUUUUGGAGGAUGCACGGCCUUCAACCUUCACCUCUCUCUCGAGUCUGUACGGGAGUUUCAGCGAUGAGACAAGACUGUAACUACCAAUUGGAUACCACGAAAUUGGGGUUGAGAAUGGUGGUGUUCCCCUGGGAGCGGGUAAGGUCAGUGACAAAGUCCACCGAGGGGUGAGACCAGGGUCGUUGUGGAACCGGCAGGGGAAGGAGCUUUCCAUAAGGGAGGUGUCUGGGUGUCUUUGACUGAGCACAGAUGGAGCAGGAAGAAACGUCAACCCGAACGUCCCUAGCCAAGGUGGGCCAACAGUACUUCUCAGUCAAGCAGGCGAUGGUACGGCUUAUCCCAGGAUGACACAGGUGCCGUGUGCGCCCAGGUAAGGAGGCGGUCCCACACACCCAUGGGCACGUAGGCGCAGUUCUCCGGGCGCUGUGCAGGUGCGGGUUCCGUGCGCAGGGCCUGCCCUAUGUCGGUGUCCACGUCCAACACUGCUGGCGCUAUGAUACGCGAUGGAGAGAUGUUGGGGGUCUCUUCUCCAUGCCUCUCCAUCAUAGAGGCGAGACAGGGUGUCCGCCUUCACGUUCUUCGAGCCUGGCCUGUAGGAAAGCGUGAAUAGUGACCAGAGCCGACUCGUUCCAUCCGGUGGAGGCCGCGAUGUUCCGGAACUCCAGGGCGAAUUCCGAGGUGGUCCUAGAUCCUUGGCGUAGUCAGAGUAGGCAGUCAACCCCCCCUUGGCCAUCCACAGGAUGAUCAAACACUGAGCGGAAGAGGAGGGUGAAGCGCUCGUAGGACUUGACCUCGGGUCCGCCCGUUUCCCAGACCGUGGCACCCCAGUCCAGGGUCCGUCCGGACAGCCAGGUCUCAUUGCAGAAGGAAUCCCUUGCAUCUCGCUGGAGUGCCGUCAAAGUGCUCCAGGAGGGACAGGGGUAUUCCGCGGACUGGCUCAGAUGGGACGGAGGCAGGUAGUGGUGUUGUGGGAGCUAGUGCCGGAACCGGUGCUGGAGACUGGAGGGACUGCACAUUCCCCUCCAAACGCAGGAUGGUUGCCAGUACGCUGUCCGUGGUGCUGCCGAGUCUGGAGAGACAUUCCUUGUGAUGCUGAACUGUCUCUACGAUGGUCGUCAGCUUGGUCUUUCCUGCUGUCUCCAUUUAGAUAGGUUGGUUAUUCUGUCACGCUGAAUAAUGAUACGAGACAAGCGCAGGAAUACGUAAUACUUUUUUUUAUUUCUCCUUCCUAACUAAAGAGUAAGGUGUAAACCUCUAAAUAAUACACAGGACGAAGCCCAUAAAACAAGUGCACAAUAACGCAUAGCAUGGAAGCCGAUACAACAUAGCACAGGUACUUACAAGACCAACGGACAUGGGACAAUAACCGACAAGGACAAUGGGGAACAGAGGGUACAUAUAUACACAUACUAAUCAGGGGGAAUGGGAACCAGGUGUGCGUAAUGAGACAAGACAGUCCAGGGUUGGAGGUAAUGAAUCCAGUUCAGUGACGCCUAAAAGGCCGGUGACGUAGCCCUCCUGAGAUGGUGAACGGAAUGAGCAGCAGUACCGGGGGGAUCCAUGACAAAGAGGCUCAAGAGGGUCAACUGGUGUGCUCUCACAAUAAUAGACUAUACAGUUAACAGACAAUAUGGUUAAAACCUUUCAGAAAUUACAUGUACUGUUUUGUCUAUUUAACAGGAAAGUCUCUGACUCCAAUGUGGUAAAACUCAGCAAUAAGCUCAAAGCCAUCCUGAAGAAAAAGUAUCAAAGUCCGCCAGGGGGGGAAACUGAGCAUCCAUUUUAUAUACAUUGUGAUCUCCAGUAUCCACCUGGUGAAAGUGGAGAGGUGAACCAACAUGAGUACAUUCAAAUUAAGCCAACUUUCAGACACCAAUGGAGAUGCUCACCCUUAAGCUUAUACUUUGAUUCUGAACUAGAUGACGAGCGAGUCAGAAUAGCGCUGACAAAGGGCGUCUCUGGUAUUGGCAAAACUAGCCAGGUGCGGAUGAUUAUUCUUAACUGGGCAGAGGGAAAAGGAAACCAGGAAUGUACUCUCAUAUUUCCCCUUCCUUUCCGGGAGCUGAAUUUGCUGAAGGAGAGACUAAGUCUGAUUGAACUUCUUUACAAGUUUUUCCCAGAAUUGAAAGAACCUGGAAUUUCCAACCUGGAGAACUGCAGAGUUGGGUUCAUUCUUGACGGGCUGGAUGAAUUCCGACAUCCUCUCGACUUCAAGAACAGCCCGAUAGUGACCGAUGUCACAGAGCCCUCCUCCGUGCCAGCACUGCUGACAAACCUAAUUAACUGUAAUCUUCUUCCCUUCGCGUCUCACAUAUGGAUUACCUCUAGACCUGAAGCAGUCCAUCACAUCCCUCUUCAGUACAUCAACGAAGUGACAGAAAUCGAAGGCUUCACGGACUCUCAGAAAGAGGAGUUCUUCAGAAGAGCAAUCAUUCACACAGACCAGGCCAAUGCAAUUAUCCACCACUUGAAGUACUCGGAAAGCCUCUAUGUUUUGUGCCAGAUACCUAUUAUCUGUUCGAUUUCUGCAUCAGUCCUCGUUAGACAGACAUGGCUAUCCGAUAAAGAAUAUGACCCCGGAGCUCUGACUCCAAUGUACACUGACCUACUCGCCCUGUUGCAAACACAGAACCAGAAUACACAGAAGAUGGCUAUUAAAUUGGGGGAACUAGCCUUUAAGCAGUUGGUGAAAGGCAACACGGUUUUCUACAGGGAAGACCUACAAGAGUGCGACAUUAACUGUGAUGAGGGGUCAGAGUUUGCAAAAGUAAGCAUACCCAUCUUCAGGGAGGAUAUUGGGUUGCAGCAAACGAAGAUCUACUACUUUGGGCAUACCACCAUUCAGGAGUUCUUUGCCGCAAUGUGGUUUAUUAAUCGAUCCUGCUACAGCCUAGAUGAAAACCUGAGGAAUGCAGUGGACAUGGCCUUGCAGAGCAAAAACGGAAAGCUGGACCUCUUCCUCCGGUUCCUCCUCGGCUUCUCGCAGAGCUUCAUCCAGUCAAUCGCAGAGGCCGGCUACAACUCGUCAGAGACACUGACGGAAACGGUAGAGUAUAUCAAGAAGAAGGUCAUGGAGAAUCCCGCUUCACCGAGGGCCCUCAACCUGCUGAACUGCCUGACGGAACUGGGUGACAGCUCUUUAGAAACUGAUGGCGUGAGCUUUCUCAAUACGGGAAUCUCCCCAGAUGCCAAAUACCCACGUGCACAUUGGUCUGACCUGGCCGCUGUGUUAUUGGCAUCGCAGUCUGGGCCAAUAGACAUGCUAGGGUUGGAAGUAAAGAAGAGAGGAGACGAGGAACUUCUGAGGAUGCUACCAGUGAUCAAAGCUUCCCAGACAGCCACGCUAUCAUAUCACAAACUAACAGAGAAAUCCUGUGAAUGUCUGGCCUCGGCGCUCACCUCAAAGGUGUCCAAUGUGAAAACUCUGGACCUGAGUUUCAACACGCUGAAGGACUCCGGAGUGCAGCUGUUGGCGGCCGGCUUGGCCAAGCCACACUGCCGACUGGAGAGACUGAAACUGUCCGGCUGCAGGGUGAAACAGAAUGGCUUUGCAGCUCUGGCCAAAGCUCUCAAAUCCAACCCCUUGCACCUGCGGGAGCUGGAUCUGAGCGGCAACGAACCGGGAGAAUCGGGGGUGUUUUAUCUCGUUGACGGACUGAAGGUUGUCAAUUGCAAACUUCAGAUCCUGAAGCUCUCAAACUGCAAGCUGGGCCUGGAGCUGAGUCGCGCUCUGGCGGUGUUGCUGAUAGCCAACCCCAGACACCUGCGAGAUCUGGACGUCAGCAUGAACAACUUGGGAGACCGGGGGAUGAAGCUGCUCAUGGACAUACUGAAGUCAACCCAGAUAUACAAACUGGAGUUGUACUGCUGUCAGCUCACUGAGAAAUGCUGUGAGAACAUGUUUAGGUGUCUGGUGAACAUCCCCAGUCUGAGGGAGCUCAACCUGAGCAACAACAACCUGAAGGACGAGGGGGUCAAGAUGCUCUGCAACGCCUUCGGACUGCCCGCCUGUCAACUGGAGAAACUCAUUGUGGCGAGCUGUGGCAUCACCCAAGUCAGAGGGUUUCAUUUCAACUCUGUCCUCAAAGAGCUGGACAUCAGCAGGAACCAUCUGGGCGACUCGGAUGACUGGGCCGAUGUCUUUUUCUGCUUGUCUUCACUUGAGACCCUCAGGGUGAGUGACUGUAAACUGACAGAGAAAUGCUGUGGGGAGCUGGUCAAAGCUCUCAGCUCCAACCUCACCAACCUGAAAGAGCUGGAUCUCUCUGGAAACGACCUGGGAGACCACGGUGUGAAGACUCUCUACAUGGGACUGACGUCCAGGUGUUGUACACUGGAGAGACUAUUUCUGAGAUGCUGUGGGAUCACAGUAAAGGGCUGCUCCUCCCUAGCCUUAGCCCUGAAGUCCAGCCACUCCAGCAUCACAGAACUAGGCCUGAUGGGAAACAACACGGGAGAAGAAGGACUGAGAAUUCUCUCUGACGUCAGGGACAAUCAACGCUACAAACUACAGACUCUAGAAAUCAACGAUUGAGAGAGGUCUUGACUCGCUUGAUGGGGUUCUUCUUGGCGUCUCGGUCCUCAAGUUCUGUACUCACUCUGGUCAAAAGUGGUUCACUGUAAAGGGAACAGGACACUAUCUCGGACGCAGACUAGGAUUUGCAUUCAGACGACUGAAUUGAUCGUUGUACAGACUUAAAGAAGUGUCUAAACUUGAACAAGUGAAUUGUAUAGCAUUUUAAACAGUAAGAUGCCCUUGAGGAUGUAACCACAGUGUCUGUGUACCAAACUAAAGGAUGUUACUCAUUACCUUCAGCCUCAAUCAUGCUCAGUAACCUCCAAGUCCAUGCAGUAUUUUUUGCACAUCAAUUGUCAAGUCAAGAUGUUACGGUAUACGAUGUAGCCUUUACUGAAGAGAAAGGUGAUGCUAUGUUUUAGAUAAUGACCAUAUUGUGUUUUCUUGUCAAACCAAGGAUGUGUCAUCUUUGGCGGACUAUAGUGGGACUGAGUAAAUGAAAAAGCCAUUUGUUUUUAACUGACUUUUCUAGUUAAAUAAAAAAGAAUAAAAAUCGAAA